Musca vetustissima is the source of this 1257-nucleotide messenger RNA. Its product is annotated as neurogenic locus notch homolog protein 1-like. The annotation marks the transcript as partial. Gene Ontology annotation, biological process: heterophilic cell-cell adhesion; establishment or maintenance of epithelial cell apical/basal polarity. Lineage: Eukaryota; Metazoa; Arthropoda; Insecta; Diptera; Muscidae. Gene Ontology annotation, molecular function: calcium ion binding. The record is from RefSeq and is a predicted model, not a curated record. Gene Ontology annotation, cellular component: plasma membrane; protein-containing complex. The transcript is spliced from 7 exons.
GAUAUACGGGUAAAAACUGUCAAUACGAAUUGGAUCCCUGCAAUCCGGCUGAAUGUAUGAACGGUGGCAGCUGUGUGGGAAAUUCAACACAUUUUAGGUGUGAAUGUGCACCCGGCUACACAGGACCUUUGUGCCAACACAUACUCAAUGAAUGUGAAUCUUCACCCUGUAUUCAUGGCAUUUGCGUAGAUCAGGAGGAUGGUUUCCGUUGUUUCUGUCAACCAGGCUUUGCUGGUGAAUUGUGUAACUUCGAGUAUAAUGAAUGCGAAUCGAAUCCCUGUCAAAAUGGUGGAGAAUGUAUUGAUCACAUUGGCAGCUAUGAAUGUCGCUGUAGUAAGGGAUACACUGGCACAAGGUGUCAUAUUAAGGUGGAUUUUUGCGCUAAUAAACCAUGUCCUGAAGGACGACGUUGCAUCGAUCACGGUAAUGACUACAGCUGUGAAUGCCUUGGGGGACGUAAUGGCCCAGAUUGCAAUGAAAUGUUGAGAACGCAAUGUAAUGUUAAUCCAUGCACACACGGUGGCACCUGCUGGUCCAGUGGUGAUUCUUUCUAUUGUGCUUGUCGCCCGGGUUACACGGGCACUAUGUGUGAAGAUGAAUUUGUUGUGGAAACGGUGGUUAGUUCCAGUGAAUUUAUGGUUGACGAUACGAGUGUUCGGAAUUUUAAUGAUAAAAGUUUCGGUUCAUCUGUUGUCCUGAAAAGUCCGAUUGAACUGCAUAAUGCCUAUACAGCAGCGAUUGUAUUGGCAUUGGUUAUAUUUUUCGUGGCACUUUAUCUUACCAUAUGCCACUGUAAAGUGAAUCAAACGUAUCGUAAAUUUUCAACACGAACCUAUGGUUUUCUGCCCAUACUGGGCUUUCGUUGGCGCACCAAACAGGCAACAUCGAAAAUUAGUCGACACUGGCUGAGUGGCAAGGGACUGGGUGGCGGCGGUGCGACGGGCGCCAAUGCAAUGCGUGUUGCAAGCAAUUCAACUUUAUCGGCGCCAUUACAGCGUAAUAGUGUUGGACAUUUGCCAACCGCAAAUGCGUCAACGGCAGGAGCAACAGCAGCAUCAUCGUCAACAGGACAACAACAGCAGCAGCAACGCCAUCAUCAUGUUGGCCAAUUAAAUGAACGGCCCUUUCAGCGUCAUUUGGCCAUGAACUUGGAAAACGAUAUGUAUUAUACAGUAGAUUUUAGUGAAAAUUCCCAGCAUUCACCGUUGAUACAGUGAAACUUGACGACACAUUUUAUCGGUGAUGUUGUGGAAGCUG